UGAGCGCACAGUACACAAAGCAGUGCGCCUGCUUUGGUUAUAACAUAUACAUUGGGCCGCGUGUAGUGUUCGAUAUAUAAUAAUCUAGUGUUGUUUAAUAUUCUUAAAACAAAGCCGCAAUGAUAAGUGUUGUAUUGGAGGUUAUAGAAAAAAACUGAAACUCGAGGCUCAUUGUUGCUUCAGAAGCGCAUGUUGUUUUUCUUACGAACGGGACAGUGAAGAAAGAAGCAGCGUACAUUUAGAAUCAGACGGUUGUUUCGCCCAUCUGUCUGCCUCCAAUCAAUCCUUAUAAACAUAGGACUGCAGGCUACAUAUUGUUACUGAAGUGGGCUAAGAUUCCCGCUUUAUCAGAUCGGUGUGUGGACCCAGGUCUGUCUCUGUCUCGGGGCAGGAGUGUAAUGGCUGAGCCGGACUAUCUGGAGGGGGACUGUGAGGAGAUGAUCAAACCCAAGAAACUGUUGAACCCAGUCAAGGGCUCCAGAAACCACCAGGACCUCCAUCGAGAACUCAUGAUGAACCAAAAGAGGGGCCUAGCUCCCCUGAACAAACCAGAGCUCCAGAAGGUUCUGGAGAAGAGGAAGAGAGAGCAGGUCCUCAAGGCCCAGAGGGAGGAGCAGGAGGCCCACACCAAGAGGAGCGACCUGGAGAUAGAGCUCAUGAAGAGACAACAGAAACUAGAACAGCUUGAGUUGGACCAGCAGAAGGAUGAGGAGGAGCAGGAGAACACCCCUGAGUUUGUGAAGAUGAAGAGCAACCUGAGAAGGACCAAGCAGGAGGCCAAUGGGGAGGAACUUACCACUUAGGGAGCCAUGGGUGGUGUGUUUGUGUGUGUGGAAAAAUAGAAAGCAACUGUGUACUGUACAUAGAGGAAUGUUUGUGCAUAUGUGAGUGUGUGUGCCUGUGUGCAGAUUCAAUGGCACAUGUUAUCUGAUAUGGACUUCCUGAUUUAUCUGACCCUGUUGAGAAAGACUUAAAGACUACAGACCAAUUUGUCUGCCCACUACAGACCAGCAGUACUACAUACCUCUUUGUCUGUCCACUACAGUACUCCCCUCACCACAGUACUCGCCUCACCUCAGCCAGGGAGGAGACUUAGCCACCUGUACUCACCUCAGCCUCUCCACUCAACACACAGGGACAGAGAGGAGACUUAACAUGAACGUGCUACACGUGAAGAACAGCCAGUCAAUCUUCUGGGGAGGUCUGAUGCAGGGACCAACAGAACCAACACAGAGUUUCCAUUCCCUCUGUCUCCUGUCUUCCCCUCUGUCUCCUGUCUUCCCCUCUGUCUCCUGUCUUCCCCUCUGUCUCCUGUCUUCCCCUCUGUCUCCUGUCUUCCCCUCUGUCUCCUGUCCACCCCUCUGUCUCCUGUCUUCCCCUCUGUCUCCUGUCCACCCCUCUGUCUCCUGUCCACCCCUCUGUCUCCUGUCUUCCCCUCUGUCUCCUGUCUUCCCCUCUGUCUCCUGUCUUCCCCUCUGUCUCCUGUCCACCCUUCUCUCCAGCCACAGAAAGCUCUCCUUUAUGUUGUUUCUGUUUUCAUUAUCAGAACCCAGAAUGGAAAAGCGGACACUGGAUGGACUCUUGAAGCUGUGUUUUGUAAAAAUGCCAAAUGAAUGUACUGUUGUUAUUUAUGUUUAUGUUUUUCGUAUUUUAGCCCCAUGUAGGGAGAUAUAGACAUCUCAGAUUAGUUUUACAGCUCAGUGUGUGGAGCGUGAACAGAGGGAUAUACUACAAAGCAGGAUCAAUGAGUCAGCCAGCUAACUUUGAUAAACAACCAGAAAUAACUUCGAUUUUCUGGUUAAUUAAGAAAUUCUAAUUUUAGAUAUGUGUUUUUGGUUGUUAAGUCAAUUAGAGCAUGCCAUUUCAAAAAAAAAAAAAGUUAUUUCAGAAUAUUUGGGCAAGUUAGCUGGCCAAGUCAUUGAUCCUACUUUGUAGUAUAUCCCUCAGGAGAGGACAAGUGUGUGGUUGUGUGAAAAAAACACCCAGAUAGUUUUUUAAAUUUUAAACAUGCCACUUCUUCAGCUAAUGCUAUUUGAAGCAAUACUAGAACUCCCCAAAGUGUGCAAGUAGUCUUUUAUUUCUAUAAUUAUAACAAAUAGAUUUUUUAAAAAUGAAUAAAGGGGAUAUUAAAUGAGUCUUAUUUUGGAUGUGAGGUCGGCAGAGAUGAUGUCAUGUACCAGGAAGUAAGUGGACAUGGGAGCCAACUUUUCCAAUAAUUGCAUUUGGUUCUAUGCUUUGUUUAUGUGCUUCUCUGAAUCUCUGGGUAAGAUUGUAAGACAAUCCUCUCCUCUGUCCCUCUGCAGAUUUAACAUCUUAUUUUAAAUAAAUAUCAUUUAACUGCU
Oncorhynchus nerka (sockeye salmon) is the source of this 2342-nucleotide messenger RNA. Its product is annotated as protein FAM107B-like. NCBI's taxonomy places the organism in Eukaryota, Metazoa, Chordata, Actinopteri, Salmoniformes, Salmonidae. The record is from RefSeq and is a predicted model, not a curated record. The transcript has 5 exons. The coding region runs from base 399 to 803 and encodes 134 amino acids.